Gossypium raimondii (Peruvian cotton) is the source of this 1491-nucleotide messenger RNA. RefSeq names its product probable WRKY transcription factor 14. Lineage: Eukaryota; Viridiplantae; Streptophyta; Magnoliopsida; Malvales; Malvaceae. The record is from RefSeq and is a predicted model, not a curated record. Bases 218 to 1375 code for a protein of 385 amino acids. Gene Ontology annotation, molecular function: DNA-binding transcription factor activity; transcription cis-regulatory region binding. The transcript has 3 exons. Gene Ontology annotation, biological process: regulation of DNA-templated transcription. Gene Ontology annotation, cellular component: nucleus.
CUCCCCCCCCCGGCCCCAAACAGGAACAAAAAACCAUUGUUUCUUUGAUUUCUUGCUUCAUAAUAACCAAAACCCAUCACUGUUUUCACUUCAAAAAUAAAAAAUAUUGAGACAAAUUUGCAUGUUUUCUACGUAUUUGAGCUUAUUUUGGUGCAAAUUGAAGCAUAGAGAAGAGCUAAAAAUGGUGGAAUAUUGAGUUUCUUUGCAUAGCGUGAGCAUGUUCUUUGGGUUAGAAAUGGAGAACUAUCAAGGUGAUUUAAACGAUAUAGUUCGAGCUUCAGCAGAACCAGCUCAUUUUUCCGAUAUGGUUCCUCAACUUUCAAGCUGGCAACAAGAAUUCCCUUCUUCCGAUCCGUUGAGUUUUUCAUCGUCGGCCAUGGAAGAUGAUUAUAGUACGAACACUUUCGGUGACCCUUUUUCCGCCAUUAGAGACCCGCUUCUUCUUCUUCAAGAGCUCAACGUUGUGGGAACUGGUUCGAGUUCAACUUACUUUAAUAACAGCCCUAAUUCAACUAACGAUCAUCAUCACAUGGGUGGUUUCGACGAUAUGACGAGCCCUUGCAACAUUUUUUCUCGGAUUCAGAUCUCUCAUAGCUCUAAUCCACUACCACCGUGUGAUCCGCCGCGGAUGGCUGCUGCUUCCACUGGUCUUGGUGGACAUAAGGCGCCUGCUGUGUUCCCAAGCGACAUGGUUAAUGCAAAAAGUUGCUUGAUUGAUAACACCGCCGCCGCCGCCUCAGUCCCAGUGCAGAUCUCAUCUCCGCGGAAUCUGGGUAUCAAGAGAAGGUUAGGAAAGAGCCAGGGAAAGAAGGUGGUAUGUAUUCCAGCACCAGCAGCUGCAAAUAGCCGGUCUAGUGGAGAAGUAGUUCCCUCCGAUCUGUGGGCAUGGAGAAAAUACGGCCAGAAACCUAUCAAAGGUUCUCCUUAUCCCAGGGGAUACUACAGGUGCAGUAGUUCCAAAGGCUGCUCGGCGAGGAAACAAGUCGAACGAAGCCGAACCGAUCCGAACAUGCUGGUUAUAACCUACACAUCCGAACACAAUCAUCCAUGGCCAACCCAAAGAAACGCCCUUGCUGGUUCAACAAGGUCUCAACCAUCAAAACCCAAUGCUAAUAACACCGGUUCCAAGAUGGGUUCACCGAGUGAUUCUGAGCCCCAAAAGACAACCAAAGAGACCAUUAAAGAAGAGACAGAAAUGGACGACAUGGCAAAGCAACAGCUUGACAUAGACGAAGCAACAACGGUAGAAACACAGCAACAACAACAUGAUCAAGAUUUCUUUGCUGAUUUAGAUGAAAUAUUGUUUGAUCAACAAAAAGAAAACAAACCCAUGGAUCCAUUUACUUUAUUUGAUUACAACAAUGCUUCUUUUUGAAAAGAGAAGCCAUUGAUAUGAAGAUUUGAAGAGUGGGGUAAUCUGUAAAUAAACAAAACCUUAUAUAAAACCAUGUUUAUGGUAUGUUGUUAUUUACCAGAAUAGUGUCAGAAAAA